Messenger RNA from Ipomoea nil (Japanese morning glory), 1208 nucleotides. Its product is annotated as PRA1 family protein A1-like. The transcript is spliced from 8 exons. The coding region runs from base 265 to 894 and encodes 209 amino acids. The record is from RefSeq and is a predicted model, not a curated record. Gene Ontology annotation, cellular component: membrane. NCBI's taxonomy places the organism in Eukaryota, Viridiplantae, Streptophyta, Magnoliopsida, Solanales, Convolvulaceae.
ACGUCUUCUCCCCCGCUAGGGUGGUGUGUAGGCGACUUUGUUCAAACUUCGAAAUUGAUACAACUAUUAUUCAGUACGGACGGAGUGCUCAAAAUAUAUUAUUCAUUUCCACAAUUCCUCUUCCAAAGCUUGCUUUAUCGGAUUCAGAAAUCUCCCGUUCACGCAGUCGAAUCGUUGUUUGUCUCUGCUUCCUUCCUUGUUCCUCGCUGGUUUGCUCCCGAUACUUUUUGUUUUUCUAGGGUUUCGCGUUGUCCGAUCGGAGGUAUGGAUUGGGGAAACGUGACAGCGGAGGAUCUGAUCGAGGCGCUCCGGGAGGUUGACUGGUCAUCGCCGCCGCGUCCACUCUCCGAAUUCUUCUCCCGAUUCACUGUCCCCCGCUCCUAUGCCAAAUGGAACAGCCGCCUCAAGUGCAAUCUCUACUACUACCGGACAAAUUACUUCCUCAUGAUUGUUUUUAUUCUUGGAAUGGGAUUUCUUAGGAGACCACUAGCUAUUGUUGCUGCUCUUUUGACAGCUCUAAGCAUUGCUUUUCUGAAUGACAGCUUUGCAGGUGCUUUUAAUGAAAAGGUGACAAGAACUGUCAGGCAGUUCUCUCCACAUUUAGCUGCAAAAAUGAGGCCUCCCCUCACACCUGUUAUUCGAGGGCGCCCAUCAGCCAAACGAGCAAUAUAUAUCUGUGGACGACCCCGCUGGGUGUUUGUCUUGGUGUUCUCUACUGUGAGUUCAAUCCUUUGGUUUGUCUCCUGUGGUCUUCUAACCGUCUCAUGGGCAUUAUCUGUUGGCCUUCUUGCCACACUUGUUCAUGCAAGCUUCCGAACUCCUAACUUGAAAGCUCGUCUGAACACAUUCCGUGAAGAAUUCCGAGCUGUCUGGCGCAAUUACAGUGAACUCUAGUUUCUGAAGAUUAUUGCAUGGGAUUAAUCAGUGAUGGAGAUUGGACGCCGCGCUCAAACUGCUACUUCUAGUGGUGCUAAGUAGAUAAAUUUCUUUGUUGGAGAAGGUAGUUUUAUCAGUUACUGGCCACCAUAAUUGCAGAGGCCAUUUGUAAAUGGAUUUGAAGUUACUUGUAUGGACUUAUGCCAUUCUUAAAUGCAUGAUUGCUAAAACAUUUCUCAUAAUUUCUGCCUGCCUGUAGACUGUAGACUCUGGUGUUUCUGAAAAACUAUUGCCACUUCUUUUCUAAAGGUAUGUUAAUCCAGUUAUUAUUA